GCGGUUGUUUACGGAAUCAGAAGGAAAUGCGAAAGCUCAACGGAAUUUGUAACGUUAGAUAAAACAUUGAAAUAGUUUUUCUACCAAACCUUCCUUGCACUGAACAUAAAUUAUAUAUAUUUUUCUGUCAUUUUACGUUUGCUAUAAUUGAUUAUUGCAUAGCGGUGGGGAUAUUGAACGUUACAUCUGAAUCACUAGUGCAGCAAGCUAGUUAGCUAACAGUGGCAUUACAAGCGACUUUACAGUUUGUAUGUCAUUAACCUAGGUUUGGUGUGAUGGAAGUAACCAAACGGUAAAUGUGGACCGACCAUUAUACGUAUCGAACCUGUUUAUCGUGUCCUGGACUGAAAACUGAGUUUAAGACACUUGCACGUCCAGUUUACAGAUACCAACGUUAGCUGAUAGCUGCCACUACACUAAAGUCUCUGAAGUUGGCACAAUGGCCGAAACUAUAGUAACGUUCCAGUCCCAACUUUCUGGUGUUAUGGAAACAGUGUUCAAAGCUGCCAUGUAUGAGAUCACUCGACUGGUGGAGGACAGUUUUCUGGAAGAGGUAACACGGUGCCGGGAGCAGGUGGAGUCCCUGAAGAGGCGACUGAAGUGGUCGGAGGGUCGACGUAAAGAAAGAGAGGGAGACAGGAGGGGGAGAUGUCUCGACUGCGGGAGAGCCGGUGAGGAAAAUCCCAGAGUGACAGAGAAAAGUCUUAAACAGGAGAGUGUGUUGCAAGAAGAGACAAAUAGUCCGGAAGGCCCUGAUGGAGAGACACCUUGUCGUGAAGAGGAAGAGGCAAGACCAGAGGCCCACAGUGCCAUGAAGGCACCACAGUCUCCAGAUGUACAGGGGGAAAAGAUGGAUAGACCGUUCAAGGAGGAAGUCCUUCGGAUCACGCCAGAAACUAAUGAGUCCCAAGAGAGAUGGGGAGUCAAUUUGGAGGAGUCAUCAGGUGUGCCGGGGCCAAGUAAACGUUUCAAUGACCAGAAGACCCCAAAGUGCCACGUGAGCUGGGAAGCAGGCUAUGACCAGAGGCCAGAAUCAGGCCAACACUGGCGCUCGAGUGAUCCAUCCGAACCACUUUUCCAGAGCAGGUAUGGUAUGGAAGAUUUGGGCGGCUUUGACAAGACUGCCUAUGGAGACUCCAAUAUGAUAGACAUGGGUAACCUGGAUGGGCUAGAAGGAUCGCCACCCCACCUGGGUGAGGAUCUGAGUUACAUUGGGCACUACGAGGGGGACGUGGAAGCACCAGAAGGAGCCGAGCUACAAGUUUACCAAGCGGGUGCCACACGGAAUAGAGGGGACGCGGUCGGUUCACCUGCGGGCUCUCCCUCGAGGACGAACAUCGAUGUGAGUGGAGAGCUCAGUUGUUUAUUGAUUAAUGAAGAAGGGUAUCUACAAGACCAGAGCAUCUUGUACCCGGAACAUGUGCCUGGUGAUCCAGGCGGCAGGUUGAACUUCAGGGGCCAGGGCAUUCGUAGUGACCCGUCUUCAGAGGAUAUGUAUGGGCCGUCAGGUGCAUACAAUGAUACCUUAAACCUGGGAGAGAAGCUGCAGCCUCAGGCAGGAGGGAGAGGAGGGAGGAGACACACCUGUAACCUGUGCUCCAUGUCCUUCCCUGAUUCUAACUUACUAAAGACCCAUAAGCAGACACACAAAAUCUCCGGACAAGUGCCACCGUUCUCCUGCACACAGUGUGGAAAGACCUUCACUCAAGCCUGCAACCUCAAAGUCCACCAGAGGAUUCACUCGGGGCAGGGCCUCCAACUCUGCAGCCACUGCGGUAAAGGUUUCUCUUCUUUCUCUGACUUAAAGACGCACAAGUGCGGCCAAACAGGCGACAAACCUUACUGCUGCACCGUGUGCGGGAACCAGUUCAGCCGCCUCUGGAAUCUGAAGUUGCACCGCAGAAUUCACACACAGGAAAAACCUCAUCGUUGCACCAUGUGCGAUAAGAGCUUCACACGGGCGGACAUAUUGAAGGUUCACCAGCGCACCCACACGGGGGAACGGCCAUACUGCUGCACUGUCUGUGGCCGCAGCUUCAAACGCCUGGAUCAUCUGAAGUCACAUCAACGGAAACACAUGACUGAUCUUCUUUUUCCAAGAACACAUCUUAAAUUAGAGUCCUUCUCCAUCACUUUUAAUUUAGUCGUUUUAAGACACGGGACCUUGACAGUCUACAUCAUGUCGGACCUGGACACCCUUAUUGUAACUUUCCAGACCCAGCUCUCAGAUGUGAUGGAGACCCUGGUAAAGACAGCCAUGUAUGAGGUCACCAGGUUGGUUGAGGACGGCUUCUUGGAGGAGGUGCAGCGCAGGAACCAGGAGGUGGAGGCCCUGAGGAUGCAGCUGCAAUGGGCUGAGAGGAAAUUAGGUGACCAAGGAGGGAAACCUGGGAGGUGUGUGGACUGUGCCAAGGAUGUUGUGAAACUGUCCAGUGACACUGCAGAAGAAGAUUUCAAAGAACAGCAGGAUGACGUUUUGGAGGGCUGUGGUGUGAAAGAAGAGGGGGACUCUGUGGAAGGGUGGACAAUAAACCACACACAGGAAGUCAUACCAGAGUCGACCCAGGCAGCAGGCACUCCUGCAUCCACUCUCAGCCCUGAGAGGAGAUCACAGACAACAGAAGAAGAAGAUGAUGUGUUGCCAGCUGUGACUGUGAAGGAAGAAGAAGUGAAUAAGCCGUCUUGUUCUUCUGUGCAUUGGAGUGGUUCCCUUGAUGGUGACGCAGGACCUGAAUCACACAGCUCUACUGAGAUGACACAACCAAAUCAGAUUCAAGACAACAGUGAGGAAUUAUUGAGGGAUGUUAUGAAGCAAGACCCACAGAUCUCUGCUGCAUAUGUCUUUUCCGACGAACAGGAGGAAGCUCACAUGGCUACAGAUCCAUCUUUAGAGAUGGACAGUGGUUGGGCUGACCUGACUGUCACAACUGCUGGAUUGCUGCAGAUUCACAGACUUGCAACAGAAAUUGACUGUGAUUCAGCUAAAACUACUUGUCCCCUGAAGCAAACCGAACAGGAGCUGUCCAACUCUGUCACCGCAGAUGUUGAUGAUCUGGUUACCCCGGCAGGAGAUCACAUUUCAUCCUCAGCGUCCCCAAAGGCAACACUGCGAAACAGUGACACCUUGGGUGUGACUAUCAAACAGGAGGUUAUCGAUUCUGAUGGGUGUGACAGCGAGCCUAAAGAAAAGAAAACUAAGUCUGGGAUGGCGUCUUUCUCAUGUUCAGUAAAAAAACACAGACUGAGCUCAGAAGCACUGAGGCAGAACCACAUUUCCCACAAAGCCACUUUGCAGGAGGUGAUGAAGCUGCAUUCCAAAGUGGGGACAGGUCUCCGAUUGCAAGCUGCCUUACAGCACUUCCACAGGCCGAUGAAAAAGACCGCUCACGCACACACCGCCGCAGCGCUGUCUGUAGCUCACUCUCAUGCUGUGAAUCCCCUCAGCAGAACUCCUUCCACGUCUAAAGCCGCUCCGCCUCCGCCACUCUCAGUCCCGCGAGUUCACCUGGGCGACAAACACGCCGUGGCACAUAACCGGACCGGUGUCCCGUGGGUCGGCAUCAAAACACAUCAGUCUGCAAACUCCCAUCACGCCAACCCUUUACCCCAUCCAGACUCUCACGCAGGCCCGAGGCACCUCCUGCGCUGCGGCCAGUGUGGGAAGUGCUUCCCCCACCCCAGCAACCUAAGGGCCCACUUGCAGACCCACACGGGCGAGCGGCCCUUCUGCUGCUCCCUCUGCGGCCGCAGCUUCACCAAGCUGAGCAACCUCAAGGCCCACCGGCGGGUCCACACCGGAGAGAGACCGUACUGCUGCUUGGCUUGUGGCAAACGCUUCACGCAGAAAUGUAACCUGAAGCGCCACCAGAGGAUCCACCUGGAUGUAUGAUGAAUGGACAGCCGGUGAUGCAAAAAAAGACAAGUUUGGUGUGUUACUUUUAGAUUAAGAAGUAGCGAUGGGCAGAUGAAACCUUAUGAAGUUUUGGGGCUUUCUUUGUAUUUGUGCCAAAUAACAAUUGAAACUUCUGGGCUUCAGAAACACAGUGACUGCUCCAUCCACCUCUUUUUAGGUGCUUUUCUAAUUUGCGGUUUCUUGGGUUUUUCACCGUUUGAGGUCUGGCUGGCGCUCGCCCUCUUCUACUGCAAUGGACAAAUGACUCCAUCUACUGCUCAUAAUCGCAGAACGGUAGUGGAUGGGGGGGGGGGGGGGGGGGAAAGCAUUUGUUUGCGUUUUCUUUCGCUGUUUUCCCUCAAACUUCGGUUCACAUUUACACUACAUUUAUAAUGGAAACCUGGUUUGUGUCAUCUGGUGGCUUGCAAAACGUAUAGCAGCUCUUCAAACAGGACAAAUCACUACAACACCUCGCUGAUGUCAAUGGCUUUAGGCUCGUGUGUGCAAGAACAGUUCAAUAAACCUGCGUGUUACACCUGUUUAUAGUUUUGAUCAGAAGCGCUGCAUUACAUACAUGGUGUUGUGCAACAUGUUAUGAUAAAAUUAUUAAUGAAUCAUCCAAAAAUCCUACAUAUAAAAUUUGCUGACACAAACCCUUAAAGUACCUUAUUGGUGUAGCGUAGGCCCAGUGUCACUGCAGGCUCAUGUGAACCUCGAUAUUGCUACUGGUGGAUAGUAGUCAUAUACACACACAGUCAAUGUUAUACAUGCAAGUUUCAGAAAAAUCAAAAGCUAUCCAAAGCAAAGCCUACCAAUUUGUGUUUGUGGAACUUGAACUUGUUAUUUUUGAAGUCACUGAGAUGUCAGAAAUACUAAAAAACUUCAUAGUAAAAGGUGUUUAUUUGUGCAAGUUUAGCAUGAAUAAAUGUUACCUUUCAUCUUUGGUUUGUGUUAACAUUGGAAUCAGAUGAUAACCUCAAAUAUUAAAUCUCCAUAAUCUUAUACACACACAGCCUUUAUUAGUGCACAGCUGAAUAGAUCCUGAAAUAAGCGCCCCUAACUAACUAAUCCAUGGACAUGUUUUUUUAAUAUUCUCCUCUCUUCUUAUCCCACUAAUGUGCUCAUCGCAAAGUUUAGCUGUCAAACUGAGAGAAACGUCCUGAAGCACCUGUGACGUUUCAAGCUUCGAUAUCAUUGGCCCAUCUCUUUUAGGGUUCCUUUGCAAUGGACUACAGUUGCUGUGAUGCAAUGCUUCCUGUGUGCUCGUCUCUUGAAGUGUUUGUUCCAUCUUCUCCUGUGCAUUCCAGAACGGUUCAUCUGCUAACUUGUACUGUUGAAGGACGAACAGCAGUGUGUCGUGCGUCAUGCACAGGGAUAGGUCAAUUGUCAAUAAAUAUUUAUUUAUUCUGUGAAUACUCAA
Molecule: messenger RNA, 5312 nt
Organism: Cottoperca gobio
Lineage: Eukaryota; Metazoa; Chordata; Actinopteri; Perciformes; Bovichtidae
Exons: 8
Coding region: 440-3889 (1149 amino acids)
Biological process (GO): regulation of gene expression
Cellular component (GO): nucleus
Source: RefSeq, a predicted model, not a curated record